Molecule: messenger RNA, 1289 nt
Organism: Oryza brachyantha (malo sina)
Lineage: Eukaryota; Viridiplantae; Streptophyta; Magnoliopsida; Poales; Poaceae
Product: GDSL esterase/lipase At1g71250
Exons: 5
Coding region: 1-1101 (366 amino acids)
Molecular function (GO): hydrolase activity, acting on ester bonds
Source: RefSeq, a predicted model, not a curated record
AUGGCGACUGCUGCCGUUGUCGGCACGUUGGUCCUACUGUCGUCGUCGGCGGCGGCGGCGGCAAGGUCGGUGCCGGCGGCGCUGUUCGUGUUCGGCGACUCGCUGGUCGACGACGGCAACAACAACGCGCUGAGCUGCCUCGCCAAGGCCAACUUCUUCCCCUACGGCGUCGACUUCCCCGGCGGCGGCGGCGCCGCCGCCGGCCGCUUCUGCAACGGCAAAACCUUCGUCGACGCACUCUGUGAUCUUCUUGGUCUCCAGUACGUUCCACCGUUCGCGACGACGACGACGACCACUGGCCUGAACGGCACGAGCUUGCUAGCCGGCGUCAACUACGCUUCAGCUGCAGGAGGCAUCCUGGAUGAGACUGGCCAGCAUCUGGGUGAAAGAUUCAGCCUGAGCGAGCAGGUGCUCAACAUGGAGAGCAACCUGGAGACGAUCAGGUCACUGAUGGAGGACAGAAUUCAGGGAGGAUACGACAUGUACUUAGCAAGAUCCAUCGUCGUCAUGGUGCUUGGAAGCAACGACUACAUCAACAACUACCUCCUAACAUCGCUGUACGAUUCAGGCUACACCUACAGCCCUGAGGACUACGCUGACCUGCUCAUCAACCAUUACACCAGGCAGAUACUGGCUUUGUACAGUGUGGGGCUGAGGAAGUUUCUCCUGGCUGGAGUGGGCCCACUGGGCUGCAUACCCAGACUGAGGGCCUCCGGAUUGGGCCCACUGGGCCGGUGCGUGGAUCAGGUGAACCAGAUGGUGGGUUUCUUCAACCAAGGGCUCAGAUCUCUCGUUGGUGAGCUGAACGCCGAUCACCCUGAUGCCAUCUUCCUCUACGGCAACACCUACUAUGCAAUAUACGACAUGCUCAACAAUCCUUACAAAUACGGGUUCAGGGUGGUGGACAGUGGGUGCUGCGUGGAGGGUGAGGACGGCACGUGCGAGGCGUACGCGGAGCCGUGCGAGAGCCGCGAGCAGCACGUGUUCUGGGACGCCUACCACCCGACGGAGGCCGUCAACCUGGUCCUCGCCGAGAGCGCCUUCAACGGCACGCCGGAUCAUGUUUACCCGCUCAAUCUACAACAGCUCGCCGAUCUCUAGCUAGCUAAUUAAUUACUUGCUGAAAUAUACAUAAUUGUAUGGUUACUUACAUGACCAAACAUGCUGCAUGCAUGACUGAUGCAACAAUUAAAUCCAUGUUAAAAAUGAUAGGAUCGAUCUGAUCGGUGUGUGUGUAUAUAUAUGCUUCAGAUCAGAGGGAAAUUAAUACUAGCUUUUCAUGCAUGAAU